This is a messenger RNA of Phaedon cochleariae (mustard beetle), 1232 nucleotides long. The record is from the annotation of a GenBank genome assembly. NCBI's taxonomy places the organism in Eukaryota, Metazoa, Arthropoda, Insecta, Coleoptera, Chrysomelidae.
AUGAAAAUAGCUCUGAAAUUCAAUAUAUUUGGAAUAAAGUAUCCAUUAUCAGCCGAAGAGGUUGUACUUGGGUGCUUCCUUGCCGUACCGUCUGAAAGUAGUCCUGUUAGUCUCUCGCGCUCUAAAAGAUCCCACCAUGAACCCGAAGGGUACUGGAGUAAAAAGCUGACUUGGAAAACAGAGUGGGUGAAAGUCUGGAAGCACGAGAAGAAGCUAUUCUGGAAAGCCGACUGGAAAAAGAUCCAGGUGCCCAUUUGGAAGGAAAUCCAGGUUCCGAUCUGGAAAGAAAUCCAAGUGCCAGACUGGAAGGUCAUAACGAAACCCAUCUGGAAAGAAGUCCAAGUACCAGCAUGGAAAGAAAUCCAAGUUCCCGACUGGAAGGAGGUACAAGUUCCUGCAUGGAAAGAAAUUCAGGUGCCAGACUGGAAAGAAAUCCAAGUACCGGACUGGAAGGAGAUCCAGGUUCCGGCUUGGAAGCAAAUCUGGAAGCCAGUAUGGACUGAGAUUCAAGUACCUGCGUGGAAGGAGAUCCAGAUUCCAGAAUGGAAGAAGAACUUCGUACCUGAAUGGGUGAAGGAAGGAAUACAUGGAGAGCACUACUUGGGAAAAGAUGAUCACGGCAACGAAUACACCGCACACGAUUUAUGGAAGAAGAAACUGAUCUGGAAACCUGUCUGGAAGAAAGUAUGGCGCACGGAGAAGAAGCAAGUUUGGGUGCCCCAGAAGAAGAUGGAAUGGAAAGCAGAGUGGAAGCAAAUCUGGAAGACCGAGAAGAAGCAGGUCUGGAGAACCGAGAAGAAGCAAAUCUGGAGGACAGAAAAGAAGCAAAUUUGGAUUCCGAAGAAAGAGCAGAUCUGGAGAACGGAGAAGAAGCAAAUCUGGAUCCCGAAGAAGGAACUAGUCUGGAAGCAAGAGAAGGUCCAGAUUUGGAGGACAGAGAAAGUGGAGAAGUGGGUGACAGAGAAGAAGCAAAUCUGGAAAGACGAGUGGAAGCAAAUAUGGGUGCCAGAAUGGAAGACGAGAGAAGUGCCAGCUUGGAAGAAAAUCUCUAAGCCCGUUUGGGAAAAAGUUUGGGUGAAAGUGCAUCACCAUCAUGGAGGCUGGGACUGAGAAAAUAAUUGUCACUCAUGAAAAAUUGUUUCUGUAAAUAUUUCUUUCGCUCUCUCAACCUAGUACAAACACUGUAUAUACAUGACAGGUUCGCCAGUGAGUUUUUUCUCGUUAGAAUUAAG